This is a messenger RNA of Magnolia sinica, 2872 nucleotides long. Its product is annotated as nitrate reductase [NADH] 2-like. The coding region runs from base 102 to 2798 and encodes 898 amino acids. The record is from RefSeq and is a predicted model, not a curated record. Gene Ontology annotation, biological process: nitric oxide biosynthetic process; nitrate assimilation. Gene Ontology annotation, molecular function: molybdopterin cofactor binding; molybdenum ion binding; nitrate reductase (NADPH) activity. NCBI's taxonomy places the organism in Eukaryota, Viridiplantae, Streptophyta, Magnoliopsida, Magnoliales, Magnoliaceae. The transcript is spliced from 4 exons.
GGAACCUUUUGUCAAAAUAGAAGCGCUGGAAAGGCGACAGGGGCAAAAGAGAGAAAAGCAAGAAGAAAGAACCGAAGAGCUUCUCCUUUUACUCUCUACAGAUGGCAGCGUCCGUAGGAAAACGGCAGUUCGCCCACCUCGAACCCGGCCUGAACCGGUUCAAAGCCUCCCAGCCACAUCCAAGCCGCCGGCCCGACUCCCCGGUUCGAGGUUGUAGCUUCCCCACGGCGGCUCCGAAAACCAAGACCCUCGUCGAGGACGCCUCGAGCGACGACGACGAGGAAACUGACUGGAAGAAGUCCUACAAGAAGGCGGAGAACGAGGUUGAGCCGCCGAUCUCGGACCCGAGAGAUGAGGGGACGGCCGACAGCUGGAUCGAGCGAAAUCCGUCCCUGAUCCGUCUUACCGGCAAGCACCCCUUCAACUGCGAGCCGCCGCUGACCCGGCUCAUGCACCACGGCUUCAUAACGCCGUCGUCUCUCCACUACGUCCGCAACCACGGCCCGGUUCCGAAGGGCACGUGGGAUGAGUGGACCGUCGAGGUCUGCGGGCUGGUGAAGCGGCCCACACGCUUCACCAUGGCCCAACUCGUGGACGAGUUCCCAGCCCGCGAGCUCCCCGUCACGCUCGUCUGCGCCGGAAAUCGGCGCAAGGAGCAGAACAUGGUGAAACAGACGAUCGGAUUCAACUGGGGGGCUGCAGGCGUAUCGACGUCUGUCUGGCGCGGCGUACGGCUCAGGGACGUGCUUAAACGGUGCGGGAUUCACAGCCGAUCUAAGGGCGCACUAAACGUGUGCUUCGAAGGAGCCGAGGAUCUGCCCCAGGGAGGCGGGACCAAGUACGGGACGAGCUUGACGAAGGAGAUGGCGAUGGACCCGGCCCGAGACAUCAUCCUCGCUUACAUGCAGAACGGAGAGAUCCUGGCCCCAGAUCACGGGUAUCCUGUCCGUAUGAUCAUACCAGGAUUCAUCGGAGGGCGGAUGGUGAAGUGGCUGAAGAGGAUCAUCGUAACCACCGAAGAGUCGCAGAACUAUUACCAUUUCAGAGAUAACAGAGUUCUUCCUUCUCAUGUCGAUGAUGAGCUGGCAAAUGCCGAAGCAUGGUGGUAUAAGCCCGAGUACAUAAUAAACGAGCUGAACAUAAACUCCGUUAUAACGACUCCGUGUCAUGAAGAGAUUCUUCCCAUCAAUUCAACGACUACACAACGGCCGUAUACUUUGAAGGGCUAUGCAUAUUCCGGUGGAGGCAAGAAGGUGACGAGGGUGGAGGUUACGAUGGACGGUGGAGAAACGUGGUACGUGUGCGAGAUCGACCGCCCAGAGAAGCCCAACAAGUACGGCAAGUACUGGUGCUGGUGCUUCUGGUCGCUGGAGGUGGAGGUGCUAGACUUGCUGGGGGCCAAGGAGAUUGCGGUCCGAGCCUGGGACGAGACCCUCAACACCCAGCCGGAGAAGCUCAUCUGGAAUCUCAUGGGCAUGAUGAAUAACUGCUGGUUCCGGGUGAAGACGAAUGUGUGCAAGCCGCACAGGGGCGAGAUCGGGCUGGUGUUCGAGCAUCCAACGUUGCCCGGAAACCAGUCGGGAGGAUGGAUGGCCCACCAGAAGCACAUGGAGACGGCCGCGGAGGCGAGGAGCCUGAAGAAGAGCUUGUCGACGCCAUUCAUGAACACGUCAGUGAAGCAGUUCUCCAUGUCGGAGGUGAAAAAGCACAGCUCUGAUAGCUCGGCGUGGAUCGUCGUCCACGGCCACGUCUACGAUUGCACCAGCUUCCUCAAGGACCACCCCGGCGGCACCGACAGCAUCCUCAUCAACGCCGGCACGGAUUGCACCGAAGAGUUCGACGCAAUCCACUCCGACAAGGCCAAAACCAUGCUCGAAGACUAUCGGAUCGGCGAGCUCAUCACGACCGGCUACACUUCCGACUCCUCUUCUCCCAACAGCACCAUCCAUGACGCUUCUAACUUCUCUCACUUAGACACCAUCAAUGAAGUCUCCGUGACUAGAAGCUCUCCCGCUCUGAUACCAGGUCAAAAAAUCCCAUGCAAGCUCGUCUCCAAGAUCUCCCUCUCUCACGACGUCCGCCUCUUCCGCUUCGCAUUGCCAUCUUCCGACCAGGUACUUGGCUUGCCUGUUGGGAAGCACAUCUUCCUCUGCCCCACCAUCGAAGGCAAGCUAUGCAUGCGUGCUUACACCCCAACGAGCUCCAUCGAUGAGGUCGGCUACUUUGAUCUUGUCGUCAAGAUCUACUUCAAAGGCGUCCACCCCAAGUUCCCCAAUGGCGGGGUGAUGUCGCAGUACCUCGACUCAUUGCCGAUCGGCUCCACGCUGGAUAUAAAGGGUCCGCUGGGGCACAUCGAGUACACGGGCAGCGGGAACUUCCUAGUCCACGGCAAGCAGAAGUACGCGAGGCGGCUUGCAAUGCUUGCGGGGGGAACUGGGAUCACGCCCAUCUAUCAGGUGAUGCAGGCCAUCUUGAAAGACCCAAGCGACGAAACGGAGAUGUAUUUGGUCUACGCGAACAGGUCAGAGGACGACAUUCUCUUCAGAGACGAGCUCGAUGAGUGGGCCGAGAAGUACCCGAACGUGAAGGUUUGGUAUGUUCUCAGCCAACCGAAGAGGGAAGGAUGGAAAUACAGUAUCGGUUACAUCACAGAGAGCAUUCUACGGGAGCACAUUCCUGAAGGCGGCAGUGAUUCGUUGGCGCUCAUCUGCGGGCCGCCGCCAAUGAUUCAGUUCGCGGUCUUGCCGAACUUGGAGAAGAUGAAUUACGACGUCAAGAACUCUUGCCUGACGUUUUGAACUGGAGAUGUCGGAUUCGUUUUAAUGUAUGUACAUGUAUAUGUUAGUUAUCGAUGCAUUGAUUCCUCUAUUCA